Puma concolor (puma) is the source of this 972-nucleotide messenger RNA. The record is from RefSeq and is a predicted model, not a curated record. NCBI's taxonomy places the organism in Eukaryota, Metazoa, Chordata, Mammalia, Carnivora, Felidae.
UCUCGGCCCGCCCCGCGCCCCCCGCCCGCCCCCUGCAGGGCCAACGCCUCCGUGGCCACCCUGCCCAACUUCAAGGGGCAGCCACAGCAGGUGCGUGACUUCCUGCUGUACAAGCACUGCCGUGACUUCCCGCUGCUGCAGGACGUGCCCCUGGGCAAGUGCGCACCGCCCGUCUUCCUGCUGCUGGUGAUCAAAUCCUCACCCAGGAAUUACGAGCGGCGGGAGCUGGUGCGGCGCACUUGGGGCCGCGAGCGCCAGGUGCGGGGUGCCCCGCUGCGCCGCCUCUUCCUGGUGGGCACGGCCCCUAACCCCCUGGAGGCUCGCAAGGUCAACCGGCUGCUGGCACUGGAGGCACAGGCGCACGGCGACAUCCUGCAGUGGGACUUCCAUGACUCCUUCUUCAACCUCACGCUCAAACAGGUGCUCUUCCUAAAGUGGCAGGAGACUCGGUGCACCAAUGCCAGCUUCGUGCUCAAUGGGGAUGAUGACGUCUUCGCACACACAGACAACAUGGUCUCCUACCUGCGGGACCAUAAUCCCGACCGCCACCUCUUUGUGGGGCAACUGAUCCACAGUGUGGGCCCCAUCCGGGUUCCCUGGAGCAAGUACUAUGUGCCAACAGUGGUGACACAGGAGGAGCAGUACCCUCCCUACUGUGGGGGGGGUGGCUUCCUGCUGUCCCGCUUCACGGCCACUGCCCUGCGCCGGGCCGCCUCCACACUGGACCUCUUCCCUAUCGAUGAUGUCUUCCUGGGCAUGUGCCUGAAGCAGGAAGGUCUGAAGCCCGCCUCACACGGCGGUAUCCGCACAGCUGGCAUUGGGGCUCCCUCGGCCCGCGUAUCCUCCUUUGACCCCUGCUUCUACCGGGAGCUGCUGCUGGUCCAUCGCUUCUUGCCAUACGAGAUGCUACUCAUGUGGGACGCCCUGAGCCGACCCAACCUCACCUGUGGCCAGCAGAUGCAGGUCUACUGA